This is a messenger RNA of Megalops cyprinoides (Indo-Pacific tarpon), 6166 nucleotides long. It is a transcript of the gene furina, whose product is annotated as furin (paired basic amino acid cleaving enzyme) a. Lineage: Eukaryota; Metazoa; Chordata; Actinopteri; Elopiformes; Megalopidae. Gene Ontology annotation, biological process: peptide hormone processing. The transcript is spliced from 16 exons. The record is from RefSeq and is a predicted model, not a curated record. Gene Ontology annotation, molecular function: serine-type endopeptidase activity. Gene Ontology annotation, cellular component: Golgi membrane; trans-Golgi network. Bases 1062 to 3500 code for a protein of 812 amino acids.
CGUGUUUCCUGAGAUCCGAGGACCACUUUUAGCGUAGGUCGUGUUAGGGGGGGAGGUGUUUUAUGUUUUGUUAUUCUGUUGAUUUGCUGUAUACUUAUGCCAUCCAUAAGGUCGUCAUGGGUGGGAUAUGAAUUGAAAAAUAAGUGACAGGACAAUGGCUUUCACGUUGCAAAUUUUGAACGGUGUUAUCUAGAUAGCCGAACACCACUGACAGGGAAAGGCACGAGAAAGUUCCCCUCUAAUGGUAAUCCAGGAGGCGCAUGUGGAGUGCUGCAAAGUAAUGGGCAUCUCAGUGAGGGGCUGAGGAAUUUGGGCUGCUCGAAGAGUGUGUCUUGCACAUUAGCGACAUUUCUCUUCCCAGCUCCGAACACAAGGCUGUUUGUGUCUCUGUAGCUACGCCGCUAGAGGUGAACCGCAAGCCGGGCUGCAGCUGAAACAUGACGCCGCGGCUGCAGCCGGCUGUUGUUAGGUGGAGUGAAGCGGUUUAGAAUAACAUAUCCCGUGCUUCGAGGGGCUAUCGCUCAGGCAGAGUCGGUCGGAGGGGUCCCGGGUGUAGUAUUUGGGGAGGACUGUUCGGCUCACAACGGUCAGCGAAGCUCCUACCCGGGACAGAACUGGGUGACGUUGAAAGCUAACAAACGCGCGUUUGGCAGAAAUCGGAAAGAAGCUAACCGUUAGCUGGUUACUGAGUAUAUCUCAUCCGAGCUAGCUAGCUAGCGAGAUAGCUGGCUAGCUAGUUAGGGGGGAAAACUGAGACACGCUUCAAAAAUAUUGGAACAAGACAACUGGGGAAAUAGCUAACGGAUACAAGACGGAGAAAUCUGACUUCAGCUAGCAACACGAAAAUAUUAAGACAUAAAGUGGAUGUCGUCGCAGAGGAGGUUAUGGUGACCCCUGCGCUGUGCUGACCCCCCGUCCCCCAGCUGACCUCCAGCUUACAUGCGCCCGGGCCAGCGCGAGGUGAUCGCAAGGUAGCUCCACCGCGGGACUCGGUUGUUAUCAGGAACACAGGGCUCGGCGCCAGCCCCCGCCCCUCCUCCCCCCCCCCUUCGCGCUUCUCCAUGGAUCUCCGGCUGGCCUCGCUGCUGCUGCUGUGGACGCUACUGGUCCUCCUGACCUCAGCGGUCAGGCCGUCUGCGGGACAGAAGGUUUACACGAACACCUGGGCCGUCCACGUGACCGGGGGGGCCGAGGAGGCCGACCGCAUCGCCAGGAAACACGGCUUCAUCAACCAUGGCAACGUGUUUGGUGAUUAUUAUCACUUCCGGCACCGCACGGUGACGAAGAGGUCUCUGUCCGCCCACCACGGGACGCACGUCAGGCUGCACAAGGAGCCCCAGGUGAUGUGGGUGGAGCAGCAGGUGGUGAAAAGAAGGAAGAAGAGAGAUAUCUACACGGACCCCACAGACCCCAAGUUCGCCCAGCAGUGGUACCUGUACAACCCGAAUCGUCGAGAUCUGAACGCCAAAGGAGCCUGGGAGCAGGGCUACACGGGGAGGGGCGUGGUGGUGUCCAUCCUGGAUGACGGCAUCGAGAAGAACCACCCCGACCUGCAGGACAAUUACGAUCCACAGGCCAGCUACGAUGUCAAUGAUGGGGACUCAGACCCCCAGCCACGAUACACGCAGCUCAACGAUAACAGACAUGGGACUCGCUGCGCGGGGGAGGUGGCGGCAGUGGCCAACAACGGCAUCUGCGGAGUGGGCGUGGCCUACAACGCCAAGAUCGGAGGUGUGCGCAUGCUGGAUGGCGAGGUGACCGACGUGGUGGAGGCCCAGUCCCUCAGCCUGCACCCUCAGCACAUCGACAUCUACAGCGCCAGCUGGGGCCCGGAGGAUGAUGGGAAAACCGUGGACGGCCCCGCCAAGCUGGCCAAGGAAGCCUUCCUGCGCGGAGUCACCGAGGGCCGCGGAGGGCUGGGCUCCAUCUUCGUGUGGGCGUCGGGCAACGGCGGCCGCGAGAAGGACAGCUGCAACUGCGACGGCUACACCAACAGCAUCUACACGCUGUCCAUCAGCAGCAGCACGCAGUUCGGCAACGUGCCCUGGUACAGCGAGGCCUGCUCCUCCACCCUCGCCACCACCUACAGCUCCGGCAGCCUCAACGAGAAGCAGAUCGUGACCACCGACCUCCGCCAGAAGUGCACCGACUCGCACACGGGAACGUCGGCCUCCGCCCCCCUGGCCGCAGGCAUCAUCGCCCUCGCCCUGGAAGCCAAUAAGAACCUGACCUGGAGAGACAUGCAGCACCUGGUGGUGAGGACCUCUCACCCCGCCCACCUGACCACCAACGACUGGAAGACCAACGGCGUUGGCCGCAGAGUGAGCCACUCCUACGGCUACGGGCUGCUGGACGCCGGCGCCAUGGUGGCCCUGGCCAGGAACUGGACCAACGUGGGCCCCCAGCAGAAGUGCGUCCUCUCCAUGGUGUCCGAGCCCAGGAACAUCGGCAGCCACCUUGUGAUCAGUAAGAGUGUAGAUGCGUGCUACGGGAGGCCCAACUACGUCAGCUCUCUGGAGCACGCCCAGGCUCAGCUCACUCUGUCCUACAAUCGGCGAGGAAACCUGGCCAUCUACCUCAUUAGCCCGCAAGGAACCCGCUCCACCCUGCUGGCCCCCAGGCCUCACGAUUACUCCUCAGAGGGCUUCAACGACUGGGCCUUCAUGACCACCCACUCCUGGGACGAGGACCCCCGCGGCGAGUGGACCCUGGAGAUCGAGAACGUCGCCGGGGCCAGUGACUAUGGGACUCUUACACAGUUCACUCUGGUCCUCUACGGCACUGGAUCCAGCUCCAUCAAUCUCUCCGGCUCUGACUACAGCCAGCCCUCAAACAACAGCUGCAAGACCUUUGAUGACAAGCAGGUCUGCAUAGAAUGCAGCACAGGGUACUCCCUGUUCCAGCAGGGCUGCGUGAGAGACUGCCCUCCGGGCUACACCUCGGGGACCCAGCCCUUGAACUUCUCCCUGGAGAACUGGGUGGAGCUCUCCUCCGUCCAGGCCUGCCUGCCCUGCCACCCGUCCUGCCUGACCUGUGCCAGCCCCAGCUCCACAGACUGCCUCUCCUGCCCUCCCCACAACCACCUGGACCCCAUCACCGGCACCUGCCUGCACCAGAACCAGAUCCAGCGCGAGUCCCCCGACGGGCCGGCCAGCCAGGCCGACGCCGGGGGCGCCCCGCGGCCGGAGCUGUCCUCCCGCCUGCCCGCCACCGUGGCCGUGCUCAGCUGUGCCUUCAUCGUCGCCACGUUCGUGGGGGUCUUCGGCCUGCUGCAGCUGCGCUCGGGCAGCGCCCCCUGUGGCGGGCAGAGCAAACUGCACACACUGGAGUCCGGGGUGGGCGCCCGCGUGGGCUUCGGCAUCGGCUGGGGGAGGGUGGUCUCCUACAAGGGGAUCCCCUCGGUGUGGGGCGAGGACGGCCUCAACUCGGAGUCCGAGAACGAGGAGUUCGACAGCCACAGCGAGAGGACUGCCUUCAUCAAAACGCAAAGUGCUCUUUAACCCAGCUCCUCUCUCACGCCUCUUUUGCGUCCUCACGUUUUUUUCUUAAUUAUUUUCCGCGCCCUCUCCUCUUUUUUUCCUGGUGGAUCUUUCCUUUCCACCUCCAGACUCUUUCUGUUGAGUUUCUUGCCCCUGUGUUUCUGUGUCUUCCACCCUUCCUGCUGGUGACCUGAUGGGGGAGCUAGAGUCCCGUGCAGCUGGGGAGGGGCCUCGCUCAGUUCACACCUGGGUGCCUCACUGCUGCUGGGUUUGGGUGGGAUGGGAUGAGGGGGUGCGUGGGGCUCUCCACACCUCCAACCUCCAAUCAACAAAAUUCUGUCUUCUUUGGGGUUUUUAGCCAAUCGGGUUAGAAUGGCGACUGAGAGGAAGUGAUUUCACAAAUAGUUCAUUGGUUUUCCCUUGGCGGCAAUAAACAAAUAACCGUUGUUUUCCCGCUUCCUCCUCCUCUGUUUUCCAUGUGGGUGGAGGUGUGAUCGUUGGGCUGUAAAACCGCCGCUAAAGCCAGCCCGGGCAGCGGGGAGAGGGGAGGGCGUUGCGCGGGUCACAGGAGCUGGCGCUAAUCGCGCACGGGCCAUCCAUUCUGCCUACCACCGCUACCCUCAGAGCGGGAACUCCGGCGGUUUCCCCGCUCUGCACAGUUGUUUGAGAACGGCAGCCGCGCUCAUUCAUCCGUCUGGAGGACGCGAAAAGGUCUCGCCGCAGAUCAAAGGAGCUCCCUCUGUCUGAGAGAGAGGACGCUCAAUCUCCCGGCGAGGUGGCAUUUUCCUUAACACUAAAUGAGGUAAUGAUGGCCAUCAGCUCCGCUCACCGCACCCCCCCCCCCCCCCCCCCCCCCCGUCUCCCUGCGUAACCUUUUCUCUGACGUCAGGCUGUGAGUCAGCGCGCUCUGUCUGGUACGUGAUCGGUAAAGACCACUAACUCACCCCGGCGUCAGUCGAUAAAGCAGCGGGAGAGUGAGGCUUUGUGAACCCCAGAGAUGGAGGGAGUUGCUGUGUCCUGUCAAUCACUGGCUUCUGUGAACUAAUGAGAGGACUUUGUUCUCCAUAGCAAAACACUACGGAUUGCUUUAAAGCGGCGGGUUAUUGAUAAGGCGUGAUGGCUCCGCCGGUUUUGGGCGUUCACAUCGCUUCAUUCUGUCAUCGCUAAUAAAUAUGAAGGGUCAAAAUGCUGGCUUCACCCGAUUGCAGGGGUUGUUUAAAUUGCACUGGCCCAAUGCUUUUUGUAACAAAUUUCCGUAUAACACUUCCCAAGUUUCCAAGGCUAUCUUAGCAGCAUUUGACCAAAUGAAGCCCUUUGGGGUUUGUCACUAUUCACCGCCUAAGGGCACAGAAACAUUUUUUUCCAUCACUUCUAGGUGAUAUAAUUGUCAGUUCCGAGUGCCGGGACAGAAUGUGGUCUGGAGCGGAGCGUUCGUUCCUUUUUGUUUUCGUGCAGCGUGCCCGGUUGUCCGUGUGUGUCGGCACAGAUUUGAAGGAGCCGUGGCGAGAGGUUUAGCGCGCAGUACGUGUGACUUAAAGACUAGGGCUCAAUGGGGCCAUCUCCACACAGUGACUUAAAUGGGCUGGAUUUUUACACAGAGCAGAGCAAGUGGAGCAACACCCAGUGCCCAAGCACAAGGUUUUACUCCACAGCCUCUCCCUCUCUCUCUCUCUCUCUGAAGCGGUCUUUUCUGUUGCUGUUUGAGCCACUUAGUAUAACCUAUUGGUCUUUUUUGUCGUUAUGAAACAGUUAUUUUGUGAGUGCAAUAAGUAAAACAAGGGGAGGGCAUAACGACAACAUUAGGAGUGUUAGAAAAGGGCAGAUUUAGUGUCUGGUUUUCAGUCCAACCGUGCGCCUGGCAGGUCUGUGGAAUUUGUGUUGCUCAUGCUAUUAAGGCGAUGAAUAUGUAUUUGAAGGCUGGUUGUUUACUGAAAGUGGAAUUCCUUGGCCUCUGGAAGCAAUCUGGCUUGAAAAUAAUCACACACUGCUUAUCGCUAUCGGCGCUGUCCUAUCUGUGACAGGGAAGCUGGAAAAAAUGGAAUAUAUCUGCCAAUUGAUUACAUUCAGAGGGACACUACUGCUUUUUUUUCUCUCAAAUGCUCCAAGGGACUUGCUUUUCAUAUCUAUAUCGAAAACCUUUUUCUUGAUUAACUACAUAUCCUUUUUUGCUAUAAUAUGCAUCUUGUUCAUUUUCUCCUGAGUAUAAAAAUGAAAUCCUCACUCACGUUUUUACUGUCCGCAGACAGCUUUUUGCUGAUGCUGACUUUUCAGCGUGUCGUUUUAGACAGCGGCAGGCCAUUUCCGACACGGAGAUGACAUGCAGACAAGGUGCAAUGGUAGCGCUUGCGUUCAGUCCCCUAGUCAUGCCUGUGAUCUUCAAAGGAAUGACAUCGGGUGGAUAUGCAAUACAGGGUUCCUUUUAAAAGAUGAAAAAAUACCCAAGUGCAGACAGAAAAGUUAAGCAGGCCCGACGUCUUCAAAGGGUUCCUCUCCAGGGCUGAUGGGGGUCUCCUCGCUUUUGCAGAUGUGUUCUUUUGAAACUCUGGCUGGCCUCCGUCCACCAGGACUGUAAUGAUGAUAUUAACUGCCCCCCAGCUUCUUUUUUUUUGUCCUGAAAGCCUCGCCUUGUCCUUUUUCUCUCUCUAUAAUGGUGUGUCCUGUCAAGUAACAUUACGUCGGUUUGGGAC